AUGUCGUUAUCUUUACAAAAACCACAAUCUUGUGCUGAACAAGAAAAAUUAGAAGAAAUGUCUAAUUACGCAGAGUCUUAUGAGUCCGACUAUGAAGUCGACCAGCAAGAACUGCAUUAUUAUAAUUUGUUUGAAAAGCCACGUGGAGAGCGCAGAUGGCUGGGAAAACAUCACCAUGGUGGAAAGGAACGCCUUCACAAUGCAGUGAAGGAUAGGACCUUCAUCGAGAAAAAUAUUAGGGCAGCAGAGCCGUUGAGCAAGAAAGCCAUCAACCGAAUUGAUGCAUCUACAAAUGAUAAUUUGAAGCUCAAUGUAGUGUACUCUGUCAACAAGAAAAAUCGUUGGCAAGAUGCCAAGACAACUUUCCUUUUGGCCGGAGCUCCAGAAAACGUGAAUGCAGAAGUUGUUGAGAAAAAUGGAUUGGCGCAAUUCGGAUUCAUCUACCCAGAGAAAUCAACAUUCGCUGUUCACUCAAGAGUUCUUAACAAAGAAAACAAACAGGGAGAAUUUGAAAUCAGAAGUGCCAUAACAUCAUCAGCGAGAGGACAAGAUUAUUCAAAUUUCCUCCCGAAUACUAGAGAGUUUAGUAAAAAGGCAAAUGCAAAAGUGAUGACACUUCGAAGUGAGGAAGUCGAUGAAGAUUCCAAGAGGCAACCAACAGUAUCCUACAAUAUCUAUAAAACUCAUAGAAGCCAAGAUGUUGUUGGAAAGGAAAUGUUCAAAGCGAAAGUCGUGUCAAAGUCAAGGAGACAUCGUCAAAAUAAAAAGGUUGAUAUGGAGAAUUAUGAUGAUUUGGAUGAAGAGUUUGAAGAUGAUGAAGACGAAGUUGUGGACUCACAUCGUCCGACGGGUGUUUUCGAUCUUGCUGCCUUCAAGGUGAGAACUCAAUCAAAACAAGCCCAUCCCAAAAACCGGAAAGACAGUGAAUUAUCGUAUGAUAUGGUUGAUUAUGAUGAACUAGAGACUGGAUCGGAGUACAGUCAACAGUUCAAUGUUCAAGAAUAUUUAAAUCAGGAAGGAUACACAUUCAUUCAGGCUGAUGUUACUUUUGUUAAGUUAACUGAACCUUUUGAGGAUCAGAUUAAUCAACUUCGCCUCGAAGGUGACCUCCGUGUCAAGGAUCUUCAAAAGAACCAGUACUUGAUUGAUAUUUCAAAACGAUGUCAACCAAAUGGAACUACGCAAGACGGAGAGACUACUGCUGUGAUAGUUCUUACUCAUUUGAAGCACAAAACAUACAACAUGAUCUUCAAUUCAACAAUUGGCGCUGACCCAAUCAGAAGGAAUGGAGAGAAUUUGAGAAAAAUAGUAUCAAGCGCGCCAACUGUUUUAGAGGUUAUAACUAAAAUUUCGGGAGACGUAGCGGAAGAUAAGCAACUUAUUAGCAGGAUUAAAACAUCUGAAAAAUUCUAUGGCCGGCCUUCAACUUCUGUUGACUGGAAUGAUCUUUCUCUACAACGCGCCACAUGUCCUAAUCAGUAUGACAAUGCAACUUGGGCAAACUCUGAAGAAUUGAGUGUGGUUGGAGGAAAAUUGGAAUGGGAUGAUUUAGUUGCUAUGGUGAAGAAAGAAAAUAAUUUGGUGACUUGCUACUCAUCUGAUGACUUCUGUGGAUUUUGUAAUCGAAAAAAGAAAUCCUUUGAACUAUUCCUCAUCAAGUCAUCAAGUGAAACAAAAAUCAAGUGCACUGAAUGUCUAAGAAAUGAGUUUUAUCGAGAAUUCAUUGCAAGAAGACUUCCAAUUGAUCUUCAAACUGAAACUGCUGAUGAAAUGGAAUAUCUUCCAAUAUUCAUUCCACUUACUCUUCUGAAUCUUUAUAUUCGAACAGUUGCGGAAACUAUUUACAAGGAUCUUGGUGCAACUGGAGAUUUUGAAAAGUGCCCUUCUUGCAAGUCAACUAUAUUUUUCGAAGAACCAGGGAAUGAAAAUAAAACUCAAAAUCGUUCAUGUCCAUGUGGAUAUUCUUGGUGUCGGGAUUGCAAGGGAGUACCUCAUUGGCCAAUGAAUUGUGAAAAUUAUGCUGAAUGGGAAAAGAAGUGGCUUGUAAGAUAUACUAUGAUAAAUGCCCAAGGAACUGGUACUGAAACACUUUUGCAAAUUACUUGUAGUUGUAAGACCUUCUACUCUGUCAAACUGCCGAAUAAGUUUGCUUCUUGCCCUGGAUGCAAAAUCAAUAUAAACACGGAGACCAUGAACUGUGUUUAUUAUCCAUACUAUUAUCCAUAUCCCGCAAGGUAUCGCGAGCAACAGAGAAGCUAUGACCAAUCUUUAAAGUAUGCCGAUAAUGGACCUUAUUGUCCAGUUGCUACAGUCUAUACUGAUAUCCGCUUGAUUCCUGCAAUCAAAGAUUCGGUAAUGAGAAUAUGUGCACGGACAAGAGAUCUACGACUUGACAUCAAACUUCGGAAUCGUUUUUUGAAGGCUGAACAAUUAUUGAUUAAAAAUGGAAUUCUGAAGACCGAAAUAUUGGAGAAUCUGCUAGGAACUGCUCUCUAUUUGGUUGAGAAUGUUACCGCAUGGAUGCACAUGACAAAUAGAAAGGACAAGAGUUUGAAGGAUCUGCUAGAAGAAAUCAUGGUGCAUCGCGAGAAGCUUUUGGAACUCUUGGAGCUGGAGAGCCAUGACGCUCUUAGAAAUUCUGUUCAACAAUUGAGGAAAGCAAUCGAUUCUGUAGUAGCAAGCGUCGAUGACAAGAUUGAGCAACUUAUAAAUUGAUUUUUUUUAAUUGUGUAUGAAAAAAUAUACUCGAAAAUAAAGUGUAUUCUUUACGA
Molecule: messenger RNA, 2771 nt
Organism: Caenorhabditis elegans
Lineage: Eukaryota; Metazoa; Nematoda; Chromadorea; Rhabditida; Rhabditidae
Gene: Y58A7A.4
Product: IBR domain-containing protein
Exons: 6
Coding region: 1-2715 (904 amino acids)
Molecular function (GO): zinc ion binding
Source: RefSeq, marked reviewed